Molecule: messenger RNA, 1590 nt
Organism: Ramularia collo-cygni
Lineage: Eukaryota; Fungi; Ascomycota; Dothideomycetes; Mycosphaerellales; Mycosphaerellaceae
Exons: 1
Coding region: 1-1590 (529 amino acids)
Molecular function (GO): metal ion binding
Source: RefSeq, a predicted model, not a curated record
AUGGCAACCUCAGCUCACGUCCAUCAGUUGCCGAGCUUCCUCCCUGCUAGUGGAGUCCAAUACAACCCUCUACCAACCAUUCAAGGCCAGUCCCGUGUCGCAUACUUCAUUACCCGUACCAACGGCACUCCAGUUCCUUUGAUUCCAGCAGAUGAGCUGCCUUACACUGUAAAGUUGCAACACGUUCCCCGUGUCUUGACACCAGAUCAGACGUACGGCCUGAACUACAUUGGCAACUCACCGUAUACUGGAACCACUUUCAAGCUGGAGAAGUCCUCUACUUUCAAUGAUACGAACAGAUUCGACUGUCAAACGUCCGAAGAGCGCUCUCAUGGUCGCAGUUCGUGCAACAUGGCUCCUCGGCAAUUCCAGGCACCAGACAGCCACGUUCGACCAUCUCACGGCCACAACAACGCCGAGUCGGUUCWACUGCCGCAAUCAGGUCGGCCCAUUUCAGCCCACGAGUCCUCGAAAUCAUGGCGCCGCCCUGAUCCAGUGACGCCUUCUCUCACAUAUCAAGAGGACAGCUCCGACGCUGCCCAAAAUGCCAUCAAUGCUAUACUCCGCUCCCAAGCAGGAGCCGAGACUGCCGAGCGUAUCGGCUAUCGAUCCCAGGACAGCACUCCACCACCAUCGGGAAAGAUGCCAGAUCAAGAAAAGAAGGAGUGGUGCACCUACUGGAUCCUGCAUGGCGACUGUGCCUAUGUUCAGCAAGGCUGCCGCUACCGACACGAGAUGCCAGACAAGGCCAAGCUGGCCGAGAUUGGUAUCAACCAUGUCCCGAGAUGGUGGUUGGAGCAGAACUCCGCCAUCAAGUUGAGCGGUGAUCGAAACACAGUGGGCCCUGUGGUGAAGCCAGAGGUCUGGCUCAAAGCUCGCAAGGGCUCAGAUGCAGACAGCGAGAGCUCAUCCACCGAAUCUGCGAGCACUGACUCUGGAAAGCGUGCACCUCCACCGAAAGUUGUCCUGCAGCCAGUGAUUGAGCCGAAGCCAUCUCCAUUCCUUGCUCAUGCCCGGUCAUCGACACCAACCGAGCUCCUUAUCAACUUCGCUCCUUUGGUACCAACUCCCUCGAAAUCUACUUCAACAUCUACCUCAACGUCUUCAUCUACAUCGUCAUCAAAGACAGCCAUCUCGUCUUCCCCAAGCAGUCAAGAGAGAACCAUCAAACACUCCACUUCGCUAGUGACGUCUCAAGCACCUGUCAAGCUCGACCGCACGGCAAAGACCACGACCUCCGGCGCCUCGGAGCGCCCCUCAACCAAGUCAACAGCGAAGACAGCCAAAGUCUUCGUCCCAGCCGGCGAGUCUCCAGAGACGCACAUUGCAGAUGCUAAAAAGCGUGCCGCCGUUCGCAACAAAGCCGCUCGCACCCCAUCCCCAACCACGAAGCCAAGCAAGACAGGACAUAAUUUGGAGAAGCUGAUUGGAGAGAUGCGCAAGGCUAAAGUUGGCGGUCUCGCUUCGUCCAUUCACGCCCCUGUGCAGCAGUAUCAAGAGCCUGUCAAGCGUAAAGUUCGGAAUGGUUGUCGUGAGCGGCGUCCAGUCUCAUCUACCCCGUCGGCCGUGGUGCAAGUGGCGAAGAAGUAA